AUGUUUGCCCGAGGAAGACUCGAUCAGUCCAGUAACCCCCAUUCACAUGUUUUCUCAGCAUCACGGAGCCUCCGACGUGGAAAACACCCCGAUUCCGACUCCAUUUCACCAUACGAUAACCCAGAAUCAUCUGAGUCCAUCCUUAGCGACGAAAGAUCUAUAUACAAUGCGAUCAGAGUCACCACACCAAAUGAUUCCAGCCCUCGUUUCUAUGCAUCUUUCUCCCAUGAUAACCCCGUUCACGAGCAAGGCUUAGCGGUAAACCUCGCCAGAUUCGUUUCUAUAGAUACACAGGAUGAUCAUACUCCUACCAAUGUGCCAGUCAAUGUGCCAUCCAGGCGAGGACGACGACAGGGGGUGGCAGGGAAGCUUGGGAAUCACACUAAGCUGUUAUCUGACCAGUGCUGGCAAGCCACACACCGGCUGAGAUCUCCUUUGGCUAAAAGGGCAGCGAUACCAGACUUCCAUCGGUCUUUGCAUCGUAAGGCUGUUUCUCUCGAUGCAAUUGAUAGUGGUAUCAGCAGGCCCAGAUGGCCUGGGAGCCUGGGGCCUGCAAUAACGACCGUCAAACCUCGAUAUCCACCACCAGAAAGAACGCCCACACCCCCCGGCCUUCCCUCCUUCGGCACGUCAGAGGCUAUGUCCUACUCUGCGCAGUUCAUGCUCCCAGACAACGAUGCACGAUCACCUGCAACCCUGCAACGUGGUGGUCCUGCAAGUAGUCAGCGUAGCAGUUCGUAUGGCGAUACCCUAAGGAGAUUCUUUGGCUUUUCGUCCUCUAUAUCUCAGGCUGGUGGGAUAUCCGUUAAUGGUAUAGGACGAGCCGAGGAUGGCACGCUAGUACAGGGCCGAUUUCCCCAUCGACAAAGUGGCCAUGGAAUGAACAUUGGUCGACGGCUGCAGGAGCAUCCUUUCCACCAACGCAAUCUUCCCAUUGCCCACCACGGACCCACAGACACAAGCCAUGAUUCUUAUGCCGAAGCUACACACACAAAGGGUGGUCUAGGGCUUCGCCCAAGCGGGCGUCUCCAGCCUCUGGCCUCCCGAUCUAGACGACAUUUCCCCUUUCCAUCGAGCCCGGCCCCUGCCGUGGUAAACCGCACAGCGCAGCCCAGAGCCACUGCAAUUCUCAGCUUGUCACGCAGUUUGACUAGAUCAGACGGUCCUGCGGAUCCAGUAGAACCUUCUGCCCAAGGGACUAGAGCAAUUGGAGACCAUCUACCUCCAAAUCCAUCGCGGUUGCAUUCCGUUUUCACGAUGGCUGUCCGAGGCGGUGCAGAUGAAGGCCCUCACGCAAGCACGCCCGUCUGUCCGGACGUUUUGUCGUGGAUGAAAUCUCAGACUUGCCUCUGCUGCUGCUCGGACAGUCAAGAGGAGGCGGAUGAUUCUCUCGGGGCAACCAGCUCGCGAGAAACAUAUGUUACCGCCCAGAGCCAGGUAUCGCCUGCUGGAUCUCAGAAUGAAAACAGUGAGGGAAAUACUCCUCUCCAUGACCUCCAGGCAUGGAUCUCAUCUCUGUACAGUGUCAUGUUUCCGACCCUUGUGAACUCUGCCGCUGUAUAA
Penicillium concentricum is the source of this 1563-nucleotide messenger RNA. RefSeq lists its product as uncharacterized. The transcript has a single exon. The record is from RefSeq and is a predicted model, not a curated record. Bases 1 to 1563 code for a protein of 520 amino acids. Lineage: Eukaryota; Fungi; Ascomycota; Eurotiomycetes; Eurotiales; Aspergillaceae.